Messenger RNA from Gastrolobium bilobum, 1120 nucleotides. RefSeq lists its product as uncharacterized. Gene Ontology annotation, molecular function: GTP binding; GTPase activity. Gene Ontology annotation, biological process: vesicle-mediated transport; intracellular protein transport. Bases 197 to 778 code for a protein of 193 amino acids. Gene Ontology annotation, cellular component: cytoplasm. The record is from RefSeq and is a predicted model, not a curated record. NCBI's taxonomy places the organism in Eukaryota, Viridiplantae, Streptophyta, Magnoliopsida, Fabales, Fabaceae. The transcript is spliced from 7 exons.
AGAAAGAAAGUUCUUAGAAAGAAGGAAGAAAGCAAAAGGCAACGCUACCUCCUUCUUUGUUGAAUGUUCGAAUUGAAAGUUGAAAGUUGAAAGUCUCUCUCUCUCUCUCUGUUUCGUAUUCUCAGUACAAUUUGCAAAAUCGAUAAUCCAAAUUGAAAGCUGCAAAGUCGUUGAUCGCAUAGAGACAGCCACAGGCAUGGGUCAAGCUUUUCGGAAGCUCUUUGACACCUUCUUCGGCAACUCUGAGAUGCGGGUUGUGAUGCUUGGUCUUGAUGCUGCUGGCAAAACAACCAUACUGUACAAGCUUCACAUUGGAGAAGUUUUAUCUACUGUUCCUACAAUUGGUUUCAAUGUGGAGAAAGUUCAAUAUAAGAAUGUUAUUUUCACAGUUUGGGAUGUUGGAGGUCAAGAGAAAUUAAGGCCACUUUGGAGGCACUAUUUUAACAACACAGAUGGUCUGAUUUAUGUUGUUGAUAGCCUGGACCGUGAGAGAAUUGGUCAAGCAAAGCAGGAAUUUCAGGCAAUCAUAAAUGACCCAUUUAUGCUCAAUAGUGUCAUCUUGGUGUUUGCCAACAAACAGGAUCUGAGAGGGGCAAUGACGCCAAUGGAAGUAUGCGAAGGACUAGGUCUCUUUGAACUAAGGAAUAGAAAAUGGCACAUGCAAGGCACUUGUGCACUUAAGGGAGAAGGCCUUUAUGAGGGCUUGGACUGGUUGGCUUCAACUCUGAAGGAGAGAAAAGCUGCUGGAUAUUCUUCAAUAGGAAACUCAUCCUUCUAAUUGUCCAGGUAUUUUGGCCUUUGUCAUUGACGAAUGUGUAGGGUUUGGCCAGUUUCAUUCAAGGAUGAUGUAGAAUUGUAAUCAAUUUUUUUGGGUUUCAUUAGGCUACGUCUAAAGCUGAUGACGUAUAUAGAUGCUUUGACUUUCAGGGUACUUAGAUAUGUGAUGUGAAUUUAAUUCGAUGUACAGAAGUUUGAGCAUGACGAAUGAAAACUAACUAGAGGCUCAAGAAAUUUAUUGGUAUAUUAUUGAUGCCCUGUAUUACGUGCAUGACUACCUUAUAGGUGGUGGUGGAUACUGGAUCGUUGGUUCAUUUUCCCUUGGAUUUUCCCCAUCCUUCUC